AGAUGAACGCUCUCCGGCGGCAGCAGAGCUCCCUGCAGGCUGACAGUGCCCAGUCUGCCCAUGAGCUUGUUACUGCAUGCAUAGAUGGACAUGAGACCAACUAGGUACGUUCAUUGAAUCAUUUACUGUGUCUCCGCAUCUUCCUCAUGGCUGUGUCUUAUUGACUCUUGUUUCUCUGUGAUCCUUGUUUCAUUAUUUACACUUACCAGAUGCACUCAACGAUCACUGAUGGAAUCUUCUCACCACCUACAGGAUCCAAAACGAUUCACAUUGGGCUGUUAUUCCACGGAGGAAAGGACACACACAAAAAGGGGUAAUAACACCACCAAUUGAUACCAUACCCCAACCCUGAACCCACAUAUAGUAAAGGAAGGAGGUGAAUGUGUUCAACAUGGCGAUACCUAGGAGGUCCUAAUUACCUUUGAAGAAGGUGUCAUGCUGAGGGGGGUUCGGGGGUGGAGAAGAGCCAGUCUGAACAAGUGGAGGUAACGGUCUUCAUCUAGGCGCUAACUGCAGACCUACACAGAGGACUUCGUGAAUUUUUUGAGUGGAUAUAAAGUCUUGACAAGUCAACAUGGCUACCAUGAUCAGGAGCAAACUGUCCAAUGUGGCCACUUCGGUGUCCAACAAGUCCCAGGCCAAGGUUAGUGGGAUGUUUGCCAGGAUGGGAUUCCAGGCGGCCACUAAUGAAGAAGCAGUGGGCUUUGUUCACUGCGAUGACCUGGACAUGGAACACAGACAAGGACUUCAGAUGGACAUCUUAAAUACCGAGGUCCCUACUGGUGAUGCUCCAGCAGAAGGAGACUUCCAUUACCAAAGAGAUGGCACGGGUCCCCCUCCCUCCACAUCUAAGGAUGAAGGACUGUGCUCUGAGCUCUCAUCGGUUGGAAAACCUAAAAUCACAGCAUGGGAGGCCGGCUGGAAUGUCACCAACGCCAUCCAGGGGAUGUUCGUGUUGGGAUUACCAUACGCAAUUCUGCACGGUGGAUAUCUGGGACUGUUCCUUAUUAUUUUUGCUGCAGUUGUGUGUUGCUACACGGGAAAGAUACUCAUUGCUUGCUUGUAUGAAGAGAAUGAAGAUGGAGAGACUGUGAGAGUGAGGGACUCGUAUGUGGACAUUGCUAAUGCCUGCUGCGCGCCAAGGUUUCCUAAACUUGGGGGAAGGAUUGUCAAUGUGGCUCAAAUUAUCGAACUGGUCAUGACUUGCAUCCUUUAUGUGGUGGUCAGUGGAAACUUGAUGUACAACAGCUUCCCAACCCUACCAAUUUCUCAGAAGUCCUGGUCGAUCAUAGCCACUGCUGUGCUUCUACCAUGUGCAUUCCUCAAAAACCUUAAGUCUGUAUCCAAGUUCAGCUUGCUCUGCACUUUAGCUCAUUUUGUCAUUAAUGUCCUAGUGAUUGCCUACUGUCUGUCCAGAGCCAGAGACUGGGCUUGGGACAAAGUCAAGUUUUACAUAGAUGUAAAGAAGUUCCCCAUCUCUAUAGGCAUAAUCGUUUUCAGCUAUACCUCCCAGAUCUUCCUGCCCUCUCUGGAAGGGAACAUGCAUAACCCCAGAGAAUUCCACUGCAUGAUGAACUGGACCCACAUUGCCGCCUGCAUUCUGAAGGGCCUUUUUGCUCUGGUGGCUUAUCUAACCUGGGCAGAUGAAACCAAGGAGGUCAUUACAGACAACCUACCCUCCACUAUCAGGGCAGUGGUCAACAUCUUCUUGGUGUCCAAAGCUUUGCUGUCAUACCCACUCCCCUUCUUUGCUGCAGUAGAGGUUUUGGAAAGAUCUCUUUUCCAGGAGGGAACUAGGUCAUUCUUCCCAAACUGCUACGGGGAAAAUGGGAGACUGAAGUCUUGGGGCCUCACUCUCAGAUGUGCCCUAGUCAUACUUACGUUACUGAUGGCCAUCUAUGUGCCCCACUUUGCUCUUUUGAUGGGUCUCACUGGCAGCCUCACAGGAGCUGGUCUUUGCUUCCUCCUUCCAAGCCUCUUCCAUCUCAAGCUUCAGUGGAGAAAGCUUCUGUGGCAUCAUGUUUUUUUUGAUGUUUCCAUCUUUGUUAUUGGCUCCAUUUGUAGUGUUUCUGGAUUUGUGCAUUCUCUAGAGGGUCUAAUAGAAGCCUUUAGAUACAAUAUAGAGGAUUAAUGCAAAGACAGUGAGGUUGGGCAUCACUAAAAUUUAUGCAUCAGUUUCUGCUGACAUCCUCAUUUUGGCUAUAUACAUUAAUCUUUCUGCUGCCAGAGGUAGUGCCAUCUAUACAUUGCUUUGUAAUGUUUUGAUGGAUCUUCUGACAGUUGAUAUGCUAAAACAUGCUCCUACUAUAAGUUAUGAUUGCAUUUUCUAUUCCCCCAAUGAAAAGCUUACAUAACAUAUAAUUAUAUAAUGAAAGGGAAAUAAUUUAUUUUUAUUAUAUUUAUUUAGAACUGAUCUAAUUUGGAUACAUUAUGGUGGAUAUAAUAUAUAUAGAUAUAUAUAAAUCAAUAAAGAGACGUGCAUAGCAAUGAUUCUAAGAAGAAAAGAAAGAACUGCAUGCAACUUUUACUCAUUGGCCAUUCUUUAAUUCAGAUUAUUAGGAAAACCACAAUGGUGUAUGGUACAAGCAGCAAUUUCUUGCUGUUUUCUGAAGUUGAUUUUUAGAACUUACCACAUUAUGGGAGGUAUAACAAAAUCCUCACCUGAGUCCACUGUGUUACUUGUGUCCUGGUUUUUCAAGCACAAUUCUAUCAAAUGUCACAGUCCACCUGAAUACUGCAGUUGUGAACUCCUACUGAAAUCUUUUUUUCCAGAUACAGGGUUCACCUAGAGGAGCAAACACACACACACAAGGGGUUUGUACAGGGGCGGAAAUUCAUCAUGUCCAGUUUUUUCCAAAGUGCAAGGUUUGUUACCUGUGGGUGUGCGUAUGCGUGUGUGUAUGUGUGACGUAACUGUGCUCACAAACAAGUGUAUAUCCUAAAAUUCUAAUGUGGUACCUUAUAUAUACAACAAUAAAGAGAGAUUCUCAUGA
Molecule: messenger RNA, 2993 nt
Organism: Pseudophryne corroboree (corroboree frog)
Lineage: Eukaryota; Metazoa; Chordata; Amphibia; Anura; Myobatrachidae
Gene: SLC32A1
Product: solute carrier family 32 member 1
Exons: 4
Coding region: 575-2131 (518 amino acids)
Biological process (GO): amino acid transmembrane transport
Cellular component (GO): vacuolar membrane
Molecular function (GO): L-amino acid transmembrane transporter activity
Source: RefSeq, a predicted model, not a curated record